AUGGCUGCUCGCAAGAUCUUGGCUCUAGCCAUCCUCGUGGCACCGCUGGUGUCCGCGUCGCCUGUGCAGCCCCGUGCCGAGGACGGCUUUAUCCCGACGCCUACUUGGUGGUUCCCCGGUCGACCCACGAGCACCCUCCAGCCGGAUCCGGUGAUCCCCGGAGGACCCAUCUUGCCUGACCCCCUGUUCCCUGGCGGCGAACUGGACCCCGACAACCCGUUCACUGGUGAUGACGGCGAUUCCAACUUUAACGUCGGCCGUGCCGUAGCGGACGACCCGCCCCCGAGCUUUGGCCUGGGCGAUCCCCUCCCGCCGACCCUGUCGCCGGGUCUGAUUGUUCCCGGCGGCCCCCUCGUCGGCGACAAUGGCAACAAUGACGGCUCCGACACGUCAUUUGAUGCCGAGAUUGCCGCCGCGGCUGUCGUCUGCACGUACACCCUUACUGACGCAUCUGCCGUGCACCUGCCUGCGCCCUGCACCUGGGACGGCACCAUGACGGAAUAUGCUUCCACCGUGACCAAGGUGCGGACCGUCGACUGCCACGGCUGCGACCAUUUGCAAAUCGCCCGUGACACGUUCAACUGCCCGGCCAUGAUCAUCCGCGGGACCACGUCUGUCGACACGGCAACAACUCUGUACAGGACAAAGUGCGCUCCGUCGGCGGCAUUGACGGGAACGGCAACAGGACACGGAACGGGGAAGGCGGCGGCAGUACCGGCGGCGGCAGUGCCGGUGGCGGCAGGAGCAGCGGAACCGACAGCGGGGGCUGCGUUGUAA
Messenger RNA from Sporothrix brasiliensis 5110, 777 nucleotides. RefSeq lists its product as uncharacterized. The transcript is spliced from 2 exons. NCBI's taxonomy places the organism in Eukaryota, Fungi, Ascomycota, Sordariomycetes, Ophiostomatales, Ophiostomataceae. The coding region runs from base 1 to 777 and encodes 258 amino acids. The record is from RefSeq and is a predicted model, not a curated record.